This is a messenger RNA of Rhopilema esculentum, 3983 nucleotides long. Its product is annotated as sodium-dependent neutral amino acid transporter B(0)AT3. Gene Ontology annotation, biological process: sodium ion transmembrane transport; amino acid transport; nitrogen compound transport. Gene Ontology annotation, cellular component: plasma membrane. Lineage: Eukaryota; Metazoa; Cnidaria; Scyphozoa; Rhizostomeae; Rhizostomatidae. The record is from RefSeq and is a predicted model, not a curated record.
GUGAUCGAGAAGCGUGAAGUCAGCCGUUCCAAUCUGCCGGUCCUUGCUGAAGUUAGCUGAAGAGUAAUUACUAUUACCACAAUAUCGUUCUUCCGAAUCUAAGGAAUCUAUGGGUGACAAACUCAUUGUGGUUUUGAUGUGACUUGGAAAUUGGCCUUUGUUUAUAACAUCUCCAUUUGUAAUUUGCCUGUUUGUUGCCCGGAUCUGUGGAAAGAUUGUAAAAUGACUGUUGCCAAAGAUCCCGUACCCAAAGACCCAGAUUUCGAUCAAGAUGAUGAAAAUGAUGACGAUCCCGAGGAUGUCGAGAUGAAGUUGAUCGGCGAUAUUGAUAGUUUAUCAAGGACGACAGAGAGAUGCUUGCUCAGUUUGAAACAAGGUGAGGAUGAUGACGAAAAACCUGUGAAAUCAAGAGAUACAUGGUCCAACAAGACUGAGUUCCUUCUUGCAUGUGUUGGUUACGCUGUCGGAUUGGGAAAUGUAUGGAGGUUUCCAUGGCUUGCGCAAAAAAACGGUGGUGGGGCAUUCCUCAUACCGUACUGCAUCAUGUUAUUCAUCGAAGGAUUACCGUUGUUUUACUUGGAGCUGAGCAUUGGUCAAAGACAUCACCUCGGGCCUGUGCCACUUUGGUCAAAAGUAUCUAAGUAUUCAAGUGGGCUCGGGUUUACUUCGGUGUUUACCGUGUUCUUCAUGGCAUGCACAUACAAUGUCGUUAUUGCCUGGUGUCUCUACUAUCUUUUUGCCUCGUUCCAGUAUCCACUACCGUGGUCAUCCUGCCCUACAACGAGCCGUAUCAGUGGCAACCAAACGAUAACAAAGCCUCUGGAGAAGUGCGAUAAAGCAGGCUCAACGGCCUACUACUGGUAUCACGUGUCGCUUGAUAUUGCGAAGAACAUCAACCAAAGAUCUGGUCUGAACUGGAAGCUGUCAUUGUCAUUAUUGGCUGCCUGGGUUCUUGUCACUGGUUGCAUGAUCAAGGGUAUCAAAUCCACAGGCAAGGUGGUGUAUUUUACUGCACUCUUCCCGUAUUUUGUGUUGCUCAUCUUCAUCAUACGUGGGUUUAUGUUGGAAGGCUUUGAAGAUGGCCUGCGUCAUCUAUUCACCCCAGAGUGGGCGAUGCUCAAGGAUCCUCAAGUAUGGCUUCAGGCUGCUGCCCAAAUUCUUUUCUCUCUGAGUUUAGCAAACGGAGGGCUGAUUGCUUAUGCCAGUUACAACCCGACACAUUCAAAUACGCUCAAAGACACCUUCUUGAUCUGUUUCAUCAACUGUGGGACAUCAGUUUUUGCUGGAAUCGCAAUGUUCUCAAUGGUAGGCUACAGGGCAAACUAUCAGAACAAGCAUUGUCAAAAGUAUACGUACCCGCAAAUUGAUAAACGCAUGGAACAGUUGCACCCAACUAUCAUGAAAGGCAACUCUAGCUACACGAAGUUCUGGAAUGAAAUUUAUGAUAAGGGGGUUCGUGAUAAUACUUACGAACUUUGUGACGUCAAUCGAUUCUUAAAGGAGGGCAGUGGUGGCACUGGCUUAGCGUUCAUUACAAUGACUGAAGUUAUCAACCAGCUUCCUGGAUCCACUUUCUUUUCCAUUGUCUUCUUUAUGAUGUUGGUUACGCUUGGCUUGAGCAGUAUGUUUGGCAACUUAGAAAGCAUAGUCAGCUCGAUCAAAGACAUGCCUUACUUUAAGAACGUCAGAAAUGAAUACGUCAUCAUCUCGAUUGCAAUACCAAGCUACCUGUUUGGUCUAAUUUUCAUGCAAGACUCUGGCGAAUAUAUACUUCAGCUGUUCAACUCGUACAGCAUCGACGUUCCAUUGCUUGUGAUUGCGUUGUGUGAAUUACUUGUCAUUGUAUGGAUUUAUGGUGUUCCAAGGUUCUGUGACGAUAUUGAGUUUAUGACUGGAAAUCGACCCCAUUUUAUAUGGAAAAUUAUGUGGAGGUUUGUCUCUCCACUUGUGAUCGCUUCUCUCCUUAUUGGUAUGGUUGUCUCUUCUGCCAAAGGAACUCUGACUUACGAAGUCUGGAACGAUGUGCAGAUGAUCCUUGAGAAAGUGCCGUACCCUGGAUGGGCCAUCGCAGUUGGUGUUAUUAUCACCCUCUUUCCCAUUUUUUUCACUCCUGGCUUUGGUUGCUACUAUUUCAUUCAAAAAGUUCGGCAGAGAGAUGAAAUCAGCGUUCCAAUCGGUGUUUGAAUACAAAGUAGUUGUAGUUAAUUUCAAAUUUGACAUUGUUGUGGUUCUAGAAACAUUUCGAAGUUUGCCGUUUUCAACAUCAAAGGGAGCGGAAUCAGUUAAUGUACAAGAGAGUCAAUUUUUAAAAAGCCUACUGCCACUGCAAACUAUCCUUCUGAAUGGAUUUUAUAAAUUAUUUUUAAAACUGUUGUCUUCUAAUCAUAGUGGCAGUUCGGGUUUAGAUGUGACAAUCCGCUAUUCGUAUAAAUACCAUGUGCAACGUUACAUCCCGAAAAGUUAGAUUAUUGAUUUCCUCCAACUGUCCCAUUCUUGAUGCUAACGAAUUUCGAAAAGAGUCUUACCACAAAAUAAACAUUAGUGGUGUUGAGUUCUUGUUUUAUUUCAUAAAAAUACUAGGAAAUAGCUCCGGGCUAUUGUGCAGUAUCUAUUUCUUGGCCUUUCAUUGCAGGGUCUACCUUGCUUCUACACAAGACCUUACCUAACAUUAGGCCGCAUACAUCCCCCUCUGCAUUUUAGUAAAAAGGGGCAAAUAUGUUUCUUCUUGAGUUACAUAGCUGAGCUACAUUUCAAUAUUUGAGUAUGUUUUGCGUGGAUCUUACUUUAUAUUUAUUACUUUAACUUGCUUUCCAUUAAUUUAUUUAUUUUCGUCAUUAAUGGGGUUUUCGCCAUCGUAUAUUCUAUUUGCUUAUAAAGUAUUGAAUCGAAUUCUCUUUAAAUAGCCUGGCCUUUUCAAUUUCGCCGUUAUUCCUGUACGUAGAUAGAGUAAAUCCUGCUCUGGCAUAAGGGGUUAUUUAGCCAUAAUCUCUGGACCGCAUUCCGUUCUCGUUACAACCAACUGCUCUUGAAUCAACCCAAGUUUUGCCAUAUAGCUUUAAACCCCAACAGACCUAUCUUUACCACUGUACUGAAUCCUGUCUGAAGGUGAUAUGCAGUCAUUCUAUUGAUAUAAGUGAGGUGCGAAGGCUUUUAAAAUACCCCCUUUUUAUUAUGUACCUCGGAUAUAUCUAUGUUGUUAUUUGAAUCUAUAUCAAUCUUGUCGUCGUGAUAUUCCCAGAAUCUACUUGCGUGCGUAUUAUAUGUAUCGUAGUAUUUAUAAAUCUAUUUGUAGAAAAUGCGCAAUGUAGACUGUUGAGAACAACAAGGUACUUUUCUAGAUUAUUGUCCUUUAGUCUGUGAAUGUUUCACCCUCUUGUUAUCUUAUGUAAAUCUGCAGUAUGAAAUAUUCUCCGCUAAGCUAUUUUAGAAGGCAAGGAGGUAUGCAUAACUGAGAGUUUUUCAGUUCAUGGGUAAAACUCCUUCGACGUCGGACCAGCAUACAUACUGGCGUUAUGUUACUACUCAUCUCCAUUCCUCGCUGUUGCCCUACGUCGGCUUCAUCUACCAUUGGCUCGGAAUACCUUAUCACUUCCAUUGACUCAUUGCCUUAAAGUGUUACAAAUACCUUUCCAUUAAUCCCAGUGGUGUAGGUUUCCCGCCGCAUUUCAUUCACCUCUCGUUGGUGAACUAAUCCCCCAGAAACCACAGUGUGUACCGAUAUCUCAAUAAUUUCGAAAAUACUUCGAAAAUUACAAAACAUCAGCUAACUAGCUAAUGUUGAUCGAUUAAAACAUUUGUGAAAUAACUCAAAAACCUGUAUAUAAAUGUGUGUGUUACUUGUAUUUCAGUAUGGUUUUAUUUAUCCUUACAACUUGUGAGACUGUUCUUUACCGUACUGUCAAAGUUGUUGUAUUCUUUGUUUUAUUUAAAACGCAUUUUCUUGUAACGUUCUUUAUUGUAUUCAGCAAUGUUUUUUGCUUGCA